AGCCAAUGCUGACCUUAGCAAGCUAUGACCUAUCGCAGUAGAUCAGCUAAUUUUUUUCAAACAUCCAUUGGCCGAUUAAACAGUGUCUUUGAAAUGGAGGAGUGGGCGAAUUAUUCUGCUGCUGCGAAAAGUUGGCAGCAGGGAUGAUGUAUUAAUGCAUGAGUGGCUCCUGAGGGCGCAUUGCCAAUAAGUUAGUGAUCGAACAGUCGGGUUUACGUUAUCCUGCGGUUCGGGUUUUUGCACUUUACAACUUCCACCUGCCAUCGUAUUCAUUUUCCAAACCCUAAUUAUCGGGCGAAGAUGUUCGAUGUUCCGCCCCUUUUAUUUGUAGUUCUUCUGAUAACAGGACAUGUUCUCGGCGGUCAUUGGUCGUACGACCAUGAAGAACAUUGGGCGCCUCUAUGCCAGACUGGGAAAAGCCAGUCGCCCAUCGCCCUAUCCCACUCUGUGGCUGUGCCAAAGGAGUUUCACCCAUUUUCCUUGCAUGGAUAUGGGCAAAGUGCUAGCGCUUUGCUGAGAAAUAACGGACAUUCUGCUGAGGUCCGGCUGCAGAACAUCGAAGCCCCCACUGUCCAUGGCGGCGGCUUAUCGGGGACUUACCAGCUGGAUCACUUGCAUUUCCAUUGGCAAUCCGAGCAUAUUAUGAGCAAUUAUCGGUUCCCACUAGAACUUCACUUGGUCCAUUUUGAUCAGAAGCAUCGCAAUUUGACUGAGGCUGUGAAACAUCCGCACGGCGUUGCUGUUCUGGGGGUUCUUUUUGAUUUGUCUCCAGACGACGAUGAAGACUUUCAGCCCCUGUUGGAAAUCAUCGACAAUCUGAAGGAAAAAGUUGGCGAUCCCAGGCAUUUAUCAGACUUCAGUGCUAAGAGUUUUAUUCCAAGGGACAAGGCAGGUUUUUACAGAUAUCAUGGCUCCCUUACCACUCCUGGAUGCAAUGAGGGCAUUAUCUGGACUGUAUUCACUAGCACCCUGCCUAUUUCCAAAAAGCAGGUGAAAAUCUUCGAGGCACUUCAAACAGAGGAAAAGAUGCCCCUAAUAAAAAACUACAGAUCUUUGCAGCCCCUCAAUGGACGCACUCUCUACUUGAGGGUGAGCCCCAUUAGGGAAAAUGGAGCCAAUCAUCAACAGGCUCCAGUUUUGUUAACUUUGGUGCUGCUCAGCCUUAUCUCGCUCUCUUAUAUAAGCUGGUAAGUCACAUGAAGAUUGGUCGAUGUUGGGUACAAAAAAUUCCAAAGAUUGAUUUUUGCUUGUUGACACCUCAAGAGUAAGAGUGGCAUCGUUUGGGAACUUAUAUACGUAAUAUUGUGAUAAGUUUAGUUUAAGCUAAAAGCGAAAUGUGUCUUUAUAGUUUUCGACUAAGUUAAUCGACUAUUUUAAUACUUUUUAGAGUUAGUACUUAAUAAGCAUUAAUAAUGCUAAAGGGAAAGUUCUGAAACUUCUUGCAACAGUGACAUGUUAAACUAGCUCAAUACAAAGGCUUUCGGCCAAAAGACAUAUCGAUAAUAGUUUUAUUUUGCAGAUAAUUGAUUGGAAAAUAUGUAGACAUGUAGACGAACAGUAAUUUUAAGAGAGCUAAAUAUUAAAUGUAAUUUUAAUUUUUGUAUUAAAUAAUUAAGAAGUA
This is a messenger RNA of Dendroctonus ponderosae (mountain pine beetle), 1621 nucleotides long. RefSeq names its product putative carbonic anhydrase 3. The record is from RefSeq and is a predicted model, not a curated record. Lineage: Eukaryota; Metazoa; Arthropoda; Insecta; Coleoptera; Curculionidae. The transcript is spliced from 7 exons. The coding region runs from base 301 to 1191 and encodes 296 amino acids. Gene Ontology annotation, molecular function: carbonate dehydratase activity; zinc ion binding. Gene Ontology annotation, cellular component: cytoplasm.